This is a messenger RNA of Pochonia chlamydosporia 170, 258 nucleotides long. RefSeq lists its product as hypothetical. NCBI's taxonomy places the organism in Eukaryota, Fungi, Ascomycota, Sordariomycetes, Hypocreales, Clavicipitaceae. The coding region runs from base 1 to 258 and encodes 85 amino acids. The transcript has a single exon. The record is from RefSeq and is a predicted model, not a curated record.
AUGACGGUUCUGCUAAAGGCGACCCCUGAAGCAGCGGCCCACCACCUGAGCUAUGCAAACAAUGCAGCGACCAGUCUCCAGCUUACGGUUUACCGUUUCCAGCUCCCGGCUUACAGUUUCCAGUUUCCGGUUCCGAACCAUGACUCUUUACGGUUGCAUCGAUUGGGCAUCUUUACUUCAUGCUGGUUUGCUCUUGGUGUGGUAAUACACGGCGAACCAACUACAGGUUCAACUCGGGCUGCUUCUUCUACUGUUUGA